CCCUUGAGGGGGGCAUAUUUUAUAUUUAAUUCUAAUAAUUCUACAUCGAAUGGGAAAGCAGGGUUUAGUGUUCUUCUCUGUCGCAGCUCACCUGUACGUGCACCUGUCUGCAGCAUUCAUACCUGCCCUGUAGUUCAUCAAACGCAACCAGGAAGUUUUUUUUUUAUUUUAGUCAGGAGUCGCAUGACGCUGACGUAACACGGAAUGCGGACUACAAACGCAUUGUGAGGAGUAAUUGACCUGAAAACAAGCCGAGAGACACCAGGGCUGCAGAAAAAUGCUCCGUUUUCUCUGCUGUUGCUGCUUCUCAGACGAAAACUCCAGCAACGAGAGGCAACCACUCCUGCAGCCCAGACCACCCCAAGUGAAUGGAGCUGAAUCCGCCAGGCAGGGCCGUCCAGCAGUCAGUGAUGAACAGACUGUGAAACGGAUUGGAAGGCUGGUGAUGAGGCGAGUGUGUCUGCCAGAGCUGGAUCGGAGAUUUGCAGACGUGGCUGAGACCUUCAACGAGCAGCAAGAACGCUACGAGGCCAUGGUCCGACACAUCAGGAACCUGCAGCAGAGCUACGACUGUACACGUUGUGGUUCUCUGGCUUUUGCUGAAUGUGUGCGCAAGAUCAGAGAGGAGCACAAAUCCACACACCGGGUCUCUCUUAAGAUUAAGGGCUACGGCUUCUCCCUCAGUGUGGUUCCUGUGGGGUCAGAGGGCGAAAGCGAGGAGGAACCGCUGCCUCCACGUCUGAAGUCGGCUCAAAAUGAGCUGAAGAGCACUUCUGAGAGCGCCAAGGCUGCCAUCUCAAAGGGCACCACACUUCAGGAGCUUAUUGGCUGGCUGCUUCGGAGCCAUGACCAAAUAGCAGAGCAAGUGAAAGGGGCAGCAGCAACUUACCAAGAGCAAGGACGACUGAAUGAGAAUCUGGAGGAGAACAUGAGGGAAGUGAAGAGGGCGAAGGAGCUGUCGCAGGAAUAUAGACAACGGGCCCAGGAAGUUCUCACUGAGGCUGCACAGAUCGCAGGGGCUCAUCUGUAGUUCACGCACCUUUAAUUGAUCAGACCGAAUGUGUACAGACUCAAAUACUGAAGCAGAUUACACACACUUUUUUGACAAUUGAGUUUAGAGAAGAGACUGCUUCACAGCCAGGCUAUAUGUUACAGCUGAGAUGGAACAGAAGCUGGCUGUCUGGCUCUCAUUCUUGGCAAACUUGCCAGGUACAGCCCACUAGAAGCUGGUUUUGUAGAACAGAUAAGGCUGACAAAUAUCACUAUGUGUAAUCUGUAACAACAUCAGACUUAGGUAGAAAUGUGCAGCCUUUAAAAAAAAUCAAUAGCAGUCAUAUCUCUGUUUUAAACGCUUUUUAAAAAAUUAUAAUAAAUACAGCAGCGACUCACUCUCACAUUUUAAAUACUGUUCAUUUGUAUAUGUAAGGAAUUAACUUUUCCUGAAUAGGUGUAAUUUAACCAGCUAACAUAAGGGGGCAUUGUAGGCUCACUGUCUAACAGUUUCUCUUCAAUUCCUCAGAUUUUACUCUGCCUCACAAAUGUCUCUCAGAAAGUGCACUACAUUGAUAAAGAAUCAAAGUAAUAAAUGUAUUGCUAUUACUAAUGUA
Messenger RNA from Amphiprion ocellaris (clown anemonefish), 1607 nucleotides. RefSeq lists its product as uncharacterized. Bases 278 to 1030 code for a protein of 250 amino acids. The record is from RefSeq and is a predicted model, not a curated record. Lineage: Eukaryota; Metazoa; Chordata; Actinopteri; Pomacentridae. The transcript is spliced from 4 exons.